UUUUUUCGGCCACGGUUAACGGCUCGCGUAGGGCAGCCCGGUGGUGCAGCGUCGCCGGUAACUUGCUAGCAGAAGCGACCGUUAGCUUCCCAAAAUACUUCACCUGAAACCCUUUGCUUUGUAUGGAAGCGGUCAGCAUCAGUAACGGGGUUCAUGCUACUCAUCGCCGGAUAACUUAUAAUGAGGAACAUCAUUGUGUUGUCGUCGUUGCUGCUGUUGCAGCACGUACUUCAUGUUAAAUCGACGCCCAAAGGCGUUACUACAAGUCUGAAAGCCAAGUGGAGCAUGACGCCGUUUCUUCUGGAAACAAGUGAGUUUAUUGGAGAAGAUGGGAAUGAGAAAUUCUGGCAGUUUAUUGACACCGUGAAAGAGCUGACUGUGUACAAGCAAGGAGAGUCUGUGCGCUCAUACUACAAUUUGAUCAUUAAGAAGGCUGGACAGUUCCUCACAGAUCUUCAAGUUAAUCUUCUUAAGUUUUCUCUUGCCUUACGGUCCUACUCACCAUCUGUUCAUGCGUCUCAGCAGAUCGCCAGUGAUGAGCCUCCACCUGAGGCUUGCCCUGCCUUUGUGUCCAUACAUGGCCAACAUAGCUGCAGUACCAAGGACAUGAAGAAGCUCCUGAAGACAGCUGCAGGCAGGCCAAAACCAUAUUUAUACAAGAAUGACCACACAUACCCCAGAGUCAUUAAAACCGAUGUGCCAGUUGUGAUUCUCUAUGCUGAGAUUGGAACAAAGAAGUUCACCUCAUUUCAUAAGGUGCUCUCAGAACAAGCUGAAGGAGGAAAAAUCGUGUAUGUGCUGCGGCAUUAUGUAGCGGAUCCAAAGCCUCAAAAAAUGCUUUUAUCUGGUUAUGCCGUUGAGUUGGCAAUCAAAAGCACAGAAUACAAAGCUGUGGAUGACACCAAAGUAAAAGAUUCAAAGACCGUUAUAAAUGAUGAAGAUGAUGAUAACGAUGAAGUCCAAGGUUUCUUUUUUGGAGCACUAAAGAAAUCUCACCCUGAACUUCAGGAACAACUGUCUGAGCUUCGCAAACAUCUUCUGGAGAGUACAAAUGACAUGGCUCCUCUGAAAGUAUGGGAGAUGCAAGAUUUAAGUUUCCAGGCAGCUGCCAAAAUCAUGUCUGUGCCAAAGUUUGAUGCUUUGAAGGUAAUGCGAGACCUCAGUCAGAACUUUCCAAGCAAAGCCAGAUCACUGACAAGAGUGGCUGUAAAGCAGGAAAUGAGAAAAGAAAUUGAGGCGAACCAAAAGCAUCUCACUGAGACCAUUGGUGUUCACCCGGGAGACGGGGAGCUCUUCAUUAACGGACUGCACAUUGAUUUGGACGUUCACAACCCUUUUAGCAUUUUGGACAUCCUCAGAGCAGAGGCCAGGGUUUUGGAGGGGCUUCAUAAUUUAGGCAUACGAGGAGAACAUCAGGGAAAUCUGAUGAGAUUACCUGUGAAUGCUGUGGAUGACAGCUAUGCUUUAGAUAUCCGACACCCAGCUAUAAUGUGGAUAAAUGACAUAGAGAAUGACUCAACGUACCGCAGCUGGCCUGCUGGUGUUCAGGAGCUGCUCAGAGCCACCUUUCCUGGAGUCAUCCGGCAGAUCCGGCGUAAUUUCUUCAACCUGGUGCUGUUUCUAGAUCCAGUACAGGAGGAAAGCGUUGAGCUGGUGAAACUAGCAGAGCUUUUCUACAAACAUAAGAUUCCCCUGAGAAUUGGAUUUGUGUUUGUUGUCAACACCAAAGAUGAGAUUGAUGGCUUCUUAGAUGCAGGAGUUGGAUUUUACCGUCUACUGAAUUACAUUGCAGACGAAUACGAUUUGUACCAAGCUCUGAUGUCUAUGGUCUCACUGUACAACAAAGUCGAUGUAGGGGAGACGCUGUCUGUUGAUACACUCACUGCUUUUCUGAAAAGAAAAUUCCCGAAAGCCAACGCUGAAAGGAUUCUAGGUACAGAAUCUGAGUAUGAUGAAAACAGAAAGGAUGGAGCCCUUUACUAUAAAAAGAGUGGCCUGGGUGCUCUGCCUCUGGCUUUAUUUAAUGGAGUCCCUCUGAGCCCAGAUGAGAUGGACCCAGAAGAACUGGAAACCAUAAUCCUGCAGCGCAUAAUGGACACCACCACUGUGUUUCAGAGAGCUGUAUUUAUGAAUCAGUUAACUGAAAGCUCAAAUGUGGUUGACUAUUUAAUGGAGCAGCCCAAUGUGGUUCCCAGGAUGAACAGUCUUAUUCUAAGCAGUGAUCGAAAGUACCUCGACUUCACUGCUUCACCAGCUGUAGAUGAUUGGGAAGACACAACUAUGUUUUCAUACCUUGACUCCAGAGACAAGACAGCUGUGGUAUCUAAAAGGAUGAAGUACUUUACAAAUAGCGACGAGGAUGGGAUAAGUGCUGUGACCAUGUGGAUAGCUGGAGAUUUUGAGAAGGUUUCAGGAAGAAAGCUGUUACUUAGUGCUUUGAAACAUGUGCAGAAGGCCAGCCCCGGAGUGCGUGUUGGAGUGAUAGAUAACCCCAGUGGAAAGCCAAGCGACGAUAACACCGUGCUGUACAGAGCUAUCUGGGCCUCUUUACUCACCCAGAAGAAUAAGGCUUCAGCAGAGUUUGUGCAGAAAGUCCUGAAAGAGGAGAGCAAGAAACUUCUCCAACAGGGAACUAAGAUGAAGGAUUUACUGAUGCAGGGCAUGAAUGUGGAUGCCUUUGAGAAAAAGUUCAACACACUGGAAGUGGAUUUUAUCCGCAGUCAGCAGCUGUUCUGUAGAGAUGUCCUGAAACUAAGUCCUGGACAGCGAGCUGUGAUCAGCAACGGCAGGAUCCUCGGCCCAUUUGAGGAGCAGGAAGAAUUCACCGUGGAGGAUUUCUACUUGCUGGAGAAGAUUACACUGAGGGGCUCUGCAGAGAAAGUCAAAGCUAAAGUUAAACAGAUGGGGAUGAAGCCAAAGCAUGCCAGUGACUUAAUCAUGAAAGUUGAUGCCCUCCUAACUGCAGCCCCCAAAGGAGAGGUCAGGAGGGACGUCCACUUCAUCAAAGACAGCCACAGUGUGCUCCGUCUCGCCCCUCGUGAAAACGAGGUAUUCUACGAUGUGGUAGCCAUCGUUGAUCCCCUUACUCGAGAGGCACAGAAGAUGUCCGCCCUGUUGAUCGUGCUCAGUCAAGUUGUCAAUGUGAGACUGCAGGUGUUUAUGAAUUGCAGGACCAUGUUGUCAGAAAUGCCCCUCAAGAGCUUUUACCGCUUUGUUAUGGAGCCAGAUGUAGGUUUUUUGGCCAACGACACAGUGUCUCCAGGACCGGUUGCCCGUUUUGUGGAUCUCCCAGAGACUCCGCUGCUCACACUAAUCAUGAUCACACCAGAGAGCUGGAUGGUACAGGCGGUGCGCAGCCCCCAUGACUUGGAUAACAUCCACCUGCAGGAGGUGAGUGGGAUCGUGACAGCAGAGUAUGAACUGGAGCACCUUUUGCUGGAGGGCCACUGCUUUGACCUGUCAACUGGCCAGCCCCCGCGUGGACUGCAGUUUACCCUGGGCAUGAGCCGAGACCCGCUCAUGUAUGACACUAUAGUCAUGGCUAACCUGGGAUAUUUCCAGCUUAAAGCCAAUCCUGGUGCCUGGAAUCUAAGAUUACGUGAAGGAAGAUCAGCGGAUAUCUAUCAGAUUCUCUCGCACGAUGGAACUGACUCUCCUGCAGAUGCUGGUGAUGUUAUAGCCGUGCUAAACAGUUUCCAUAGCAAGAUCAUCAAAGUCAGAGUGCAGAAAAAGGCUGAGAAGAUGAAUGAAGAUCUUUUAAGUGAAACCAGCGAAAGCAAAGGCAUAUGGGACUCCAUAGCAAGUGUUUGGAGCACUUUUGAGAAAAGGAGAAGCAUAGGAGUCCCAAUGGUGAUUAUCUUUCUUACUGAGUUCUCCAAGGUGAGGUGUGGAGCUACGUUUGAUCCGCUGGCUAGGCAGCUCCAGGAGUUUUCAUUGGGGAACAGCAGAGGCAUGUUUGUCCUUUCCAGCUCAACAUUUGGGAAAGAGAGGAAGGGAGUUCUCCUUUCAUAAUAAGAAGUUCAGGAUUAACUGGAAUAAUUUAGGGUUUGACUAGAAUACAGUAACACAUACUGUACAAGUUUAGAAAAGCACAUCAGCAACUUUUUUGGGACACCGGCAGUGCAGUAAAUGUGAGACUAAAUGAUAAAAUCUCCUUUAGUUGGAUUUCAGUGAUGCCAGGAUGCUGAAGGCUGACUCAUACUGGGUAGGAGUAGGGUUUGGGGAAUUUGCUCACCAAUGUACCUGCCAUCUGUGGGUAUUGGGUGGUUUGUGAUGGGAAUACUAAGUGUGUCUAUUGUAGCUGCUGCUACAAGUAUGUAGUCAUUAUGCAGUAAGAAAAAUAAGAGCUGUGCCCAAAUUCUGAGCAGUAGAUUAGGUACAGUCUUGAACUCCCCCUCAAGGACGGGCUUAGGGCUUAGAAGUGGAAUCAGUGCCACUUCAUGUUGAAAGGAGCUUUUUUGAAUUGUUCAGCUGUCUGAUCGGGAUGCUUUUGCUUUUCCAGCUAGGAACAACCUCUAGGCAGGCCUAGAACAAGCUAAAGAGAUUGCAAAUCCCUCCCGGCCUUGGCACCUGCUAAUUAGGAGCUCUCGGAGGCCGUUGGGGAGAACAACAGUUGGGAUUCCCUGUUUAGCUUGCCUCUGCCGUGACCAGGACCAGAUAAGACUCUGAAAGUGGCUGGAUAGAUGGAUGAAUGAAUUUAUAUAUUAAUGUAAUCCUAAAACCAUUUCCCCCUGGUACGCUUGCAUUUGAGUUAUCAAAAUACUAUAACAUUAAAAGGUUAAAUAAAAGGUUCAAGACGAUGGUUUCAAGAGACAUAAUUGCUCCUUAAGUGCCAGUGAUGUAUGAAUCUAAAAUUAUCUUAAAAUGUGACUGCAUUUAAAGAGAGGGAGAGUACUUUCUGUUGGCAUGGUUUCAGUUCAUCCUCUUUUUAAAACAAGAAGGAACACUCAUCUUAAGCAAAAAAAACUAACUCAAAUCAUGCAUCCUUUUGUGUUUUUAAUGCUCUGACCAAGAGCAACUUAACUCUCUCCUAAGUCUCUUUAGAUGGUUCACUGCAAGAAUUAAAGAAUAGACUGUAAGACAUCUUGUGCGAGGCAGAUCCAUGCAUCAGAAAGCACUGCUCUCAUUAACUCAUGUUAAUGUCAAGUUUUUUUAAAUCCAGUAGAGGUAUGGGACGACUUCUUGUGGAAAAACCACUUAUUCUGUUCUACAUUUAUAUUAAAGAGACUCACACUCAGGCAAGUGGCACAUGAAUAGAUGUGAUAUCCACACAGAUAUUAAAGCAUGUCCCCACUUUAUGUCCUGUUAGCAGCGUUCAGGAUUUAUUCGGUGCUGAGUCCAGAGGUCCAGAUUAUCUGUGGUGAGCUUGCCAAAAGGGCCCACACCUGGCCCUCUAAAGCUGCUUAGUGGGGGUGACGCUGUCUUGGGGGGUUCAAAAUUCAAAAUGAAGACCGUUCAUAACUGCUGGUUUAGCCACUCGGUCCCUAGAUUCCAGUGAAGGGGUUGUGAUUUGCUUGAAGCCAACAUUUCCAUGAGAGGGCGAGGGUUCAAUGUCGGGAAGAAAUUUGGUAAAGCUACAGGGAGAGAAAUACACUAAAGGUUUUCAGAAGGACAGACAACAAAUGGUAGUUUUAGAGGUCAUGUAGACAAACAGUAUGCUCCCUACCCUCCCUUCACACUUUGCUCUCGCUCACUGGUGUCUUCCCCGAGCCUCGGGGCCGAGGCGGUGGUUGUGAUUGAAUGUGGGAGAGACACUCCUUCCCUCAUCAGCAGUCUGUUUCAGACAAGGACACAGUUUGACUGCAGACACAUCUUCCCUCCAGCACAAGUCCUGAUUUCUCUCCACUGAAUGUGCCUUGCAUAUCAUGAGCCACUGCUCUUUUAACGGCAGUUUAGAAGUGUUUUAUUUAUGUAAUAUUUCAACUAAGAAGGUUAGUUUAGUCUGCUGUGAUGGACAGUCUCUUUAUGUGGGUGCACUGUGUAGAAUGUUGUUUGAGCCAUUUUUUCUGAGACGCACUGAUACUUUUUUCCGUGUCUGGUUUUUGGUGUUUUGCACAUCUUAGCAUACUCCACAGUAUGAGCCGAGGGUCCGUGACUCACCUAAUUUCACACAAACAGUAUCCCAUCUGGACCACUGCAAAUGUUUUUGCAUUAAAUAGAAAUAUACUAAAUAUCUGUAUAUAAUAAUGGUUGAUUUUCUGCCAAUGAGCAAUUCAUCAAUUGACCAGUGGUUGAAAACGAUUGAUAGUUGGAUCAAAAAAAUGCUUCUAAAAAUUGAUGAACUAAUGAUUAGCAUAAUGAAAUAUGUGCUACAAGCAAAGUACACCGCUGCACAUUUACAUACAGCUCUUCUAGUCAAGCAGGAAAAUGUGGUUCUCCUCAUGGGAGAAGCUCUGCUGCCGGUGCCUCAUGGUGGAAGGAGCAGGGCUUUUAAAGGGAAGUGCAGCAGCUGAUGUUACUGGGCACGAAUGUUACUGUUCGCACAGUUAACCAAAUCUAUAAAAUAUGUGAGGACUUGUGUAUAAUUUGUGAUCCUUGUGCAGUUUGUUUCACUUCACUUUUAGUCUGGAACAUGCAACGAGCCAGGACAAAUAACAAGAACGCUGAUAAUGCACUUGACUGUAUCAGCUGCUUGUUUGAUGUGACUCGUGUUUUAAUGUGUAGUUUAUGUUUCCCAUUACCAACACAUGCAAUAAUUCUACCUUUUUGAAACUUAUACUGUGUCAAUAAUUGGUUGUUAAUGAUUUAACAAACAAAUGGGUAUAGAUACAACUGCAGCAUGUGUCCAGUUUAAAUGCUUCACCUGUCUUCACUGUACCAGUUAACACAUUGCUAUGUAUUGUGUGGUGGUAUAAUCAUGGCUACAGAGCAUCUCAUUGAAUUGAUGAAACACCUCCAUAAGCUGUACAGUCCUGCAUGACAUGUUUGAUAUCGCUGCUGGUUUUACAGAAAACAAGGCUGAUUUACUGUGAGCAUAUAAAAAAGUGGCAUCAAUCGAAAUACAACAGACUCAUGUAUAAUGGCGUCAU
Molecule: messenger RNA, 7028 nt
Organism: Betta splendens (Siamese fighting fish)
Lineage: Eukaryota; Metazoa; Chordata; Actinopteri; Anabantiformes; Osphronemidae
Gene: uggt2
Product: UDP-glucose glycoprotein glucosyltransferase 2
Exons: 34
Coding region: 181-4011 (1276 amino acids)
Cellular component (GO): endoplasmic reticulum
Molecular function (GO): UDP-glucose:glycoprotein glucosyltransferase activity
Source: RefSeq, a predicted model, not a curated record